This is a messenger RNA of Mugil cephalus (flathead mullet), 4614 nucleotides long. Its product is annotated as DENN domain-containing protein 3-like. Gene Ontology annotation, molecular function: protein binding. The transcript has 28 exons. Gene Ontology annotation, biological process: regulation of Rab protein signal transduction. Bases 166 to 3984 code for a protein of 1272 amino acids. The record is from RefSeq and is a predicted model, not a curated record. NCBI's taxonomy places the organism in Eukaryota, Metazoa, Chordata, Actinopteri, Mugiliformes, Mugilidae. Gene Ontology annotation, cellular component: cytoplasmic vesicle.
GGCGGACUGACAGUGAAGAUGAGAGCUGUCUGGGAUCAAUGUUUUCCCUUCAGCGGUGCAGGGGUUUGUGAGCACUUGGCGUGUGCUGAUCUCGGGACCGGUGCCUUGACCUUGAAGGAGGUGGGAAAGGGAGGCCCGCAGAAGAGUGCGAGGAGCUAACCAGUGAUGGCUGACUGUCUGCUCCCUGCCCUGCUGGAAGCCUGCGUGGUGGUCGGGGCAUCUAGUGACAAACUCCAGGAAGUCUCGAGGAAGGCCGUCAACAGCGAUGCAGCUCGAGAACACUUGUCGCUGGAGCCGGAGGUGCUUCAUGUCCUGUUGCCUCCCUUCGUGAGGUCAUGUGGGAAGCGGCGGUUUCACAGGAAGAAGAGGGAACAAUGCGCUUCAGCUGCAGCUACACCCAGCCAAGGUGGAGGUGCAGCAGUGGGAAGAGGAGAAACUGAAGAUGUCAGUGUACCUGAAGACAUUGACCUCAGUGCUUUACCUCAGCUCUGCUUCCCUGGUGGUCUGCAAAUAACCAGCGAACAGACAGACGAACAGUUCCACUUCCUGGUUUUCACCAACGUCUUCGGGAAGAAGACGCACGGAGUAGUAAUGCAGUGUUGCCGUCCGAUACCGGACAUGUCGUCUUCCUACGAGAAUGGAGUCGUGUCCUCCAAGUUUUCCAAACUCUUCUGUGCUUAUAGCUUCUGCGUCAUAUCCAAGUAUCCUUAUUUCACUGCCCUCAAAGACUGCCUGUCAUGUCUUUUAAUUCAGCUGAGAACGUGUCGGUUGUCAGACAUGGAGGAGAGAGUGAAGGAGUUUGUAGCCAAACUGACUGUUGUUCCCAUUCCACCUCCUGGACAACUACAUGUGAUGUUUACGUUACGUCCUCUGACCAUCAUGUUACCCUCUGGAGAAGACAAGGACCACCCAGCUAUAGAUUUAGACCUCCAUCUUCCUUUCCUGUGCUUCAGGCCUCAGGAGCUGCUUCGGACUCUGUCUUUUCUCCUGCAGGAACAGCGGAUUGUGUUAUUUUCCGAUGACUGGGCCAGACUCACACUGGUGGCAGAGUGCUUGUUGCUUUUUCUGCAGCCUCUGUCGUGGAAGCAUCCUUAUGUUCCUGUCCUGGCCAGAGGCAUGCUGGACUUCCUGAUGGCUCCCACAGCCUUUCUCAUGGGCUGCCAUCUCAGCCAUUAUGAAGAGGUUGCUGUUGAAACAGAUGAUCUGAUCAUGAUUAAUAUCGAUAAUGGAAGUGUCUCCACGUCUUCCUCCGAUACAGUUGACCUUCCCGACAUCCCUCCAGCUGCUGCAGAGUGCUUCACACAGAGGUGUCAGUCCCUUCGGGUCCAUUUUGACUUGGAUCAGUGUCGCCAUGCAAACUGCUCCGACAUCAAUGAACACCGGGCACAGAGGAGAGCGUGGCAACGCAACCUCAACCACGACAUCCAGAGGAUUACACUGGAACUAGUUGUCAACAUAUUCAGGGACGUUAGCAGCCAUCUGAACUAUGAACAUCGAGUGUUUCACAGUGAAGAAUUCCUCAAAACCAGAGAGCCAGCCGAGCAACACUUCUACAAGAACGUGUUGGACACGCACAUCUUCCAUUUCUUCCUCAAGGAUCGCCUCAACAGGAAAAUGGAUAACUUUGCCCGAAUGGAGCUGAGCACUCGUUCUGAGAUACAGAAAAUGAAGGCCACGGUUGACAUCCCACGCAGACCCACCAUGCAGGAGAUUCAAGUCAGGAGAAAGAGCUCCACCACAGAGGUCAGGCUGAGCAUGAGACUCGGGAUGAGCCUCCCUAACUUGGGCGACGACCAGACUAUCAGCAUCAUAAGAAACAAUAGUCUCACCAGGAUCAUCACGUCUGACGCUGCACUGAAAGCGUCUCCUGGGCCUGUGACGGUGUUCAAACUCCCAGACUUCCCAGCAUCUCUGUCCUUCCACUCCGUCCAAAAUUAUUACAGUGAGCUCAUCCAGCAACUCGGAAAAGCUAUUUUCUCUGUGCAAAAAGACAACUCUACGCUUCUGGCCAGAUACUAUUACCUGCGUGGGUUCAUCAACAUGUUGUGUUCUCGGCGGCUCGAUGCUUUGAGCGAUUUCCAGAGCCUCUACAAGACAGACACCGCAAUCUUCCCCACGCACUUGGUGACGUGGCUCGUCGACUCACUGCACCGAGAUGAGACACAGCAAGCCCACAGGCGUCCUGAACUCAGGAGACUCAUCCUCAAGGUAAAGACAGAUAACGAGAAGCCUCUGGUGCAGCCUAACGACCACGUCAAGAAGUUUAAACUUCCCCGCGAAAAUCUGGAUCAGGAUGAGUUUGUGCGCUGCGUUCAAGAGUGCGGGAUCGUUAAAGAUGUGGCAACCAUACGCCGCUUAUUUUAUGCUCUCACUGACGGCCAGCCAGAGCACGUGGACCCUGAGCUCUUCAGAGACUUCUACACCUUCUGGAAGACCAGAGAGGCCGAAGCACAAGACGUGAACCAGCCCUCUGAAGUCAUUGACUAUCUUGACAAUAGUGAAUGUGUCUACAAGUUGUCGUCAUGCGUGAAGACCUCCCAUGGUGUUGGUAAAAUUGCCAUGACGCAGAAACGUCUGUUUUUGCUCACCGAGGGUCGUCCCGGCCUUGUGGAAAUCGCAAAGUUCAGAGACAUACAGGAGGUGAAGAUUGCCUUAGCCCCUUUUCUACUUGUUCGCGUUCCUUCCCUUCGUAUCCUGACCUCCGACAGGCCUGAGGCUUUCGAGGCCAACUUGAAGACAGAGACUGAGCUCUGGAACCUUGUGGUUAGAGAGAUGUGGGCUGGACGGAAGCUGGCAGGUCAACAUAAGGAUCCUCAGUACAUGACUCAGGCUCUGACCAAUGUCCUCUUAAUGGAUGCUGUCGUGAGCUGCCAUCCCAGGUCCAUCACUGCUGCGUCAAAGCUGGCUUACUUUGAUAAGAUCAAACACGAAGUGCCUAUGAUCGUUCCCAAAACUACCUCAGAGACUCUUAAACACAAGAUCAACCCGUCACUGGACCUGGCUGAACCUCAGGCUGUGCAUGUGCUGCUAUACACUCCAGGUCAGUUGACUUGCAGUAAGUCGGAGAGUGAGACGACGCCAAAGCUGUGGGUGGCUCUCAGUGGGGGGAAGGUGGUUGUGUUUGAUGCUGCUAGCUGGUCCAUGCUGCAGGACUGCAUUCAGCUGGGAGAGUCGCAACUGAACUGCAUGAUGGGAUUAGUCCAGGGGCAGGUGUGGGUCGGCUCUCAGGACUCUGUCAUCUACAUCAUCGACACUUGCAGCAUGUCCUGCAACAAACAGCUGACUGAACACAGGCAUGAAGUGACCGGCCUCUCAGCGGACACCAGAGACCAACACAACAGUCAGCAGACGUACUCCUGCAGCUGUGACGGCACAAUCCUCCAAUGGGACUCCUCUAGUCUUAAAGUGAAGCGACAGUCCCACCUUAAAUGUAGCCGUCUGUGCUCCAUACAGAUUCACGAUGGCUAUCUGUGGUGCUGCUGUGGUGACAGCAUUGUGGAACUGAAAAAAACUGGGACACCGCACAGAAGGCUAGAGCUUCCUGACGGCCUCCGGGACAUGCCCAGCGUCUUCAGCUGCUUCAUCGUCAUCCCAGAGCGGGGGCAGUUGUGGACAGGCUGUGCAGAAUCGUCAGAGUUGUGCCUGUGGCACAUAGAGAACCUCAGACGCCCUUACAAAAGGAUCGCGCUGCCAAGCAGUUCAGGAGUCACCUGCAUGAUUCGGGUCAAAGAUCAGAUCUGGGCGGGCUGCCGUGGAUGGAGCAGCGUUGGUGGUCAGUGUGACGGUCAGCUGAGAAGCCAGGUGGUGGUGGUGGACCCAGAGAGACACACAGUGGCAAAGGAGCUGCAGGCCCAUUCAGACAGCAUCCAGACACUCUGCUCUGCCGAGGAUCGCUACGUCAUGAGCGGCUCCGCACGACGUGACGGCAAGAUUGCCAUCUGGAACGUCCAGCAGGAAGCAGAGACGGAGGAAGCAGGGGAAUGAAAAGAGGUGAGGCAAGAGGGGGCUGGAGCACAAGGGCAGAAGAAGGAAAGGAGGUACUCGUGAGUACGAAGACAAGACCUGACUAAGGUUUUCCAUUUGGGAAUUUGCUCGAUUGUGACAGAAACAUAAUUCUGUCAAGUAUUCAGGGUGACAAGAGGACGAAGUGUCUGUAGGUCCAUAGACAUUUUCACAUUUGUAACAAUAUUUCUGUGGUAACUGAAUUCUUUCAGGAGUAAAAAUCCCUUCAAACGUUAUGUGAAAAGUAGUUCAAAAUCAAAAUGCCUUAGAGAUUUAAGUCAUUUUUAUUGAUGAAAAGUAAUAAAUACCAUUUUCUGGUGUUUUCAUGUUUAUUCUGCAUGUGAGCCUUGUAUGUUUUCUUACCUUCUUGUUGCUAAAAAUAUGCUGCAUUCCUUUUACACCCUUUUCCUGGUUGUGAGUUCAGCCACUGUUAAAAAUAACUUUCGUUUCAUUUAAUAAUGCAGUCGUUGACCUUGUUCCACUUGUUCAUGUGCAGAUUAUUAUUUAUUUAUUCUUCUGAAGCAAUCAAAACACUCUGUGAAGAGUCUUAUUGCACACUCUGUACAUUUGUGUAUCAAAUAAAUUGCGAAACCUCUACAUGUUAAACCUUCA